Molecule: messenger RNA, 1488 nt
Organism: Suncus etruscus (white-toothed pygmy shrew)
Lineage: Eukaryota; Metazoa; Chordata; Mammalia; Eulipotyphla; Soricidae
Gene: AGXT
Product: alanine--glyoxylate aminotransferase
Exons: 11
Coding region: 53-1291 (412 amino acids)
Cellular component (GO): peroxisome
Molecular function (GO): L-serine:pyruvate transaminase activity; L-alanine:glyoxylate transaminase activity
Source: RefSeq, a predicted model, not a curated record
AGCAGGAGGAGGACUAUUUCAUAUCGAUUGGAAUCUGAGCCACCAUAGGGCCAUGUUCCGUGCACUGACCUCGGUCACAGCUGCCCUCAGACCCCAAGCCUCAGUCUGGGCAAGAACUAUGGCCUCCCAGCUGGUGCCCCCUCCAGAUGCCCUUCGCCGCCCCCUGAAGGUCCCCAACCGUCUCCUGCUGGGGCCUGGCCCAGCCAACCUGGCGCCUCGAGUGCUGUCAGCUGGGGGAAUGCAGAUGAUCGGACACAUGCACCCAGAGAUGUUCCAGAUAAUGGACGAGAUCAAGGAGGGCAUCCAGUACCUGUUCCAGACGAGGAACCCCCUCACGCUGGCCCUGAGCGGCUCCGGACACUGUGCCCUGGAGGCCGCCCUGGUCAACCUGCUGGAGCCGGGGGACCCUUUGGUCGUGGGUGUCAAUGGCAUGUGGGGACAGCGGGCAGUGGAAAUCGGGGAACGAGUAGGGGCUCGCGUGUACCCGCUCAUCAAGGAGCCUGGAGAGUAUUACACGCUGCAGGAGCUGGAAAAGAGCCUGGCCCAGUACCAGCCGGUGCUGCUGUUCCUCACCCAUGGCGAGUCCUCCAGUGGGGUGCUCCAGCCCCUGGAUGGCUACGGAGCACUGUGUCACAGGAACAACUGUCUGCUCCUGGUGGACUCAGUGGCCUCCAUUGGCGGCGCUCCCAUCUACAUGGACCAACAAGAAAUCGAUGUGCUCUACUCUGGUGCCCAGAAGGCACUCAAUGCGCCUCCAGGCACUGCCAUCAUCUCCUUCAGUGAAAGGGCAAAAAACAGGAUCUACAGCCGGAAGACGAAGCCCUUCUCCUUCUACCUGGAUAUGAAGAUGCUGGGCAACUUCUGGGGCUGCGAUGGCCAGCCCAGGAUGUACCACCACACUAUCCCGGUCAUCAGCCUGUACAGCCUGAGAGAGAGCCUGGCCAUCGUGGUGGAGGAGGGCCUUGAGAAGAGCUGGCUCCGGCACCGUGAGGUGACCGCCUACCUGCACGAGCGGCUGCAGGGGCUUGGCCUGAAGCUUUUUGUGAAGGACCCGGAGCUGCGGCUGCCCACGGUGACCACGGUGGCCAUGCCUGCUGGCUAUGACUGGAAGGACCUGCUGCGCUACUUGCUGCAGCACCACAACAUCGAGAUCAUGGGCGGCAUGGGACCCACAGUGGGGAAGGUGCUGCGCAUCGGACUGCUGGGCUACAACGCCAGCAGGGAGAACGUGGACCGGCUGCUAGAUGCCCUGCAGGACGCGCUGCAGCACUGCCCCCAUGGCCACUUGUGAUGCCCCGGCCUACCUACCCCCUGCCUAUGCUAUCUUCUCAUACGCCACCCUGCCCCACACUGAGACUGCCACCAUGGAUGACCCCGUCACAUGCUGCCACCACCAGGCUGAGCCCUGCCUUCCAGUGGAACCUUCUAGAAAUGGCCUGAGGCCCAGGAGCUACUAACCUUGGAAUACAAAAUGUUCAGUCAAGAGAA